Molecule: messenger RNA, 3873 nt
Organism: Danio aesculapii
Lineage: Eukaryota; Metazoa; Chordata; Actinopteri; Cypriniformes; Danionidae
Gene: lmbrd2b
Product: LMBR1 domain containing 2b
Biological process (GO): adrenergic receptor signaling pathway
Cellular component (GO): membrane
Source: RefSeq, a predicted model, not a curated record
UAGGCCACCGCCCAUCAGACGCGUCAGAGGCGUGACGUUUGUGAUUUUCUGGAAAUCAGUGAAAUGUGGAUUUUUUCCAGUUGCUCUCAGUGCCAGGAAGAGUGAGUGGAGUGCGGUCAGCACUAUGAGUGGGGCAGCGCUGGGAAUAGAGAUUGUGGUGGUCUUUUUCUUGGCUCUCUUCCUCCUGCAUCGCUAUGGAGACUUCAAAAAGCAGCAGCGCAUGGUUCUCUUUGGCACGCUGCUGGCCUGGUAUUUGUGCUUUCUCAUCGUCUUCAUUCUUCCUCUGGACGUCAGCACGACAAUCUACAACCAGUGUUUAAUUGAUCAGGAAGCACAAACUCAGACGCCCUCUAUGAGCCCUGUCCUUUCAGAGCAGACGACUGCAAAUGCCUCCAUCUCACCCGCUAAAAGCACUCAACGUGUGUGCUAUAAACCAUGGAGCUACAUUCCAGAUGGCAUCAUGCCUGUUUUCUGGAGAGUUGUUUAUUGGACCUCACAGUGUCUUACUUGGCUCCUUCUGCCAUUCAUGCAGUCGUAUGCUCGCUCUGGCGGAUUCACCAUUACAGGAAAGAUCAAGACAGCCCUCAUUGAAAAUGCCAUCUAUUAUGGCACAUACCUUUUCAUCUUCGGCUCUCUUCUCAUCUAUGUGGCUGUGCAUCCGCAGUGGCACCUCUCCUGGUAUGAGCUGCAAACCAUCGGCAUCACUGCGGCCAACACUUGGGGUCUGUUUCUGCUGGUGCUGCUGCUGGGUUACGGCCUGGUGGAGAUCCCUCGCUCGUACUGGGAGGCCUCGCGCCAGGGUCACCUCCUCAUCAAAACUUACUUCAAAGCAGCCAAGCUCAUGACAGAGAAGGCAGAUUCAGAGGAGAACCUAGAAGAUGUCAUGGAGGAAGUGAGAAAAAUCAACGAAUCCAUCAAAUAUAACCAUCCACUGAGAAAGAACGUAGACACCAUUCUCCGAAAGUGUCCACUUGAAUAUCAGGAGAAAAUGGGCAGGAAUAUGGACGACUUUGAGGAUUUUGAUGAUAAGCAAAACACAUAUCCUACUGAAAGAAGCCUUUCAAAACUACACAAGCAGGUGAUCUACGCUGUACAGCGGCACAACCGCACUCGUGUUCAGUGGCAGAUUUUGCUGGAACAGGCUAUCCAUCUCGAGGACGUCGCCAAGAACGAAACUAGCACCUCUCACCAGUUUGUUCACAGUUUUGCUCCUCCAGAACCAAUAGGCUGGUUCAGACGCUAUUAUACUCCUACAGCAGAGUGGUACUGGGAGUGUUUGCUGAAGCAGUGGUUUUACCGUGUUCUGGCAGUGGUUCUGGCGUUCUUUUCGGUGGCUGUGGUUUGGUCUGAGUGCACUUUCUUCAGUACUCGUCCCGUUCUGUCACUCUUUGCUGUGUUCAUCCAGCUUGCCGAGAGGGAUUACAACUAUCUGUACAUUGAGAUGGCGUGCUUCAUCACCAUCUUUUUCCUCUGCACCUGCGUCUACUCCACUGUGUUUCGCAUUAGAGUCUUCAACUACUAUUACCUGGCCUCACAUCACCAAACUGACGCCUACAGCCUGCAGUUCAGCGGCAUGCUUUUUUGCCGUUUGACUCCACCACUAUGUCUAAACUUCCUGGGACUGAUUCACAUGGAUUCUGCCAUAUCCCACCAAGCAAAGAAGCAGACGGCAUACACCUCUAUCAUGGGUUCCAUGCGAGUCCUGUCCUUCAUUGCCAAUGGCUUCUACAUCUAUUACCCGAUGUUGAUCGUCAUUCUCUGCAUUGCUACAUAUUUCAGUCUUGGCACACGCUGUCUGAAUCUCCUGGGUUUUCAGCAGUUCAUGGGAGAAAACGAAAUGACCUCAGACCUCAUAGAUGAAGGCAGAGAACUCUUGCGCAGAGAAAGAAGAAAACGGCAAAGAAUAGAAGAUGGGGAGAACAGACGAAGAGAAUGGAGAGAGCGUUAUGCUCAGCGAGAUGAAAUUGCUGCCCGAAAUCGGACCUCCAUGUCUGAGAUGAAGGAAACCAACUAUGGGGAAACUCUAAAUGCUAACACAAACCGACAAGCCAAGUACACAAGAAGUGGCAGCCAAUCAGGACGAGACAGCAUUGAGUUGUUACAAGAUGCCGAGCCUCUGGAUUUUAAUGCUGAAACACUUACUGAUGACCCAUUGCAGUCUGACACUGGCAGACAUGCUGGUGGAAGGUACCUCUCGAUGUCAUCUUCUCGAAACCGAAUCUUUGAUGACGUUUGAUGUUCGCCAAGUCAAAAACACUGUCUCUACAAGAAAUCGAGUUGAAUUUUACCUCUAAAACACUCAUGUCUACAGGUGUGGUUUGUCCCUGUCAUUUUAAACCUCUUUGACUUCCUGUAUCCUGUAAUGCAGUGUUAGUUAUCUGCAUGCGUCCUGAUAAACACGCAACAAAAAGUACACACAGAUUUGAAGUGCCGAACAGUCAGACUGCUGCAUGUGACAAAUGAGCAUUCUCUUUUGCACAGUUGUGUUUUUAUUCUUCUUCAUUUUAAGAAAUGAGUCAAACAGUCAGUCAUGAAAUGUACUACAGACAUUAGACUCACUUGACACAUCUAAUGUACUUGAGCGUGUACAGCAGUCGAGUGAAUGAGAAAAGAUAUGAAAGUGGCCAAUCUGUGUAAGUUGUAGAUGUGAGGAGAUUUUGUAGGUGUAGAUUAGAACACUGUGCUUUUUUGUACAUGUGAUCAUUUUUUUAGGCAAAAAGCCAAAUUAAUCUGGCAAAAAACAUUAUUAUUAUAUUAAUUUGGCUUCAACUGAUCUAACAGACAUAUAUGAAUUUAUGUCUAUUUAUUGUCUAUGUAAGCUGGUUAGUGGUUACUGAAUGAAUCUUGAAGUAUUUUAUUUUAUAUUAUUUAUUUCUGCACUUUUAUUAAAUUUUACAUCUUGCUUAUCUCCUAGAUUAUCUAAGCGGAGUUCAUCUUAACAUUCCAGCCAUAAACCUGUUCCUGUAUCAUUUAAUGUAAAUGAAUAACCGCUUAAACUAACCUAUUUAUUUUCACAAAUGUUUAAGUGGCACAUAAAGCUAUUAUUUAUUGACACAUCUGUGAUUGUUACUCUAUAGACUUUCUUCUUAUUUAUAAUCACGUUACGUUUGGCACUGUAUUUUAGCGGUAAUCUGGUGGAUGAAUGUCUUGUAGGCCAUUUGUGCUUUGAACUGUCUUUUUUUUGUCAAAAUAGGCAAGGCUGUUGAAAUAGCUUUAAGGACAUUUUCUGUUUAUAGGGUCAGAGUAAAUUGUUUUAAACAAGAUUUUACAGACUUGCAAGCAUCUCUUUAUCAUGCACAGAAGAAAACAUACAUUUAGUAUUCAAAUGUGUGGAGGAUAUUAAUCCAAGCAUAUAAACAAGAGUGCAUGGGAAGACGUGAAGAAUUUUGUUUUAUGAAAUUCUUGUGCAUUGGGUCAUCUAACAUAUCCAUUUUGCAUGUAUUCUACUGAAUUUGCAGAGGAGUCUAGUUCUUGUUUCUCACAGGAAAUGCAGCAGCAGCUGUAUAUAUAGUGUUGUUCACACUACAAAUGCUAAGCAUCAUGGUUUCAUCUCAGAUAAAUGCAUUUCCUUAAUAAAUGAAACCGUCUGGUUUAAAGAAACCAGAAGGCCAUUUUUUCCAUUCAUACCUUUGAUUUACUGAUAAAGUUAUUUAUUUCUAGUGUGUUUAUGAAAAAUGAAAUCAGUGUUUUGCCAAUGAGGUAAUUUUUAUAUGGUCGGUCCUCACUCAAGUAUUGUGUUGAUGAAAGCCAACAGGAAUCUGAUGCUGGAAUCUGUUGAUUUGUAUAUUAGUGUCAGUGAAAUGUGCUAUUUUCCAAAAUAGGCUAGAAACAUGUAAUCUUGCAGUUAUUAAUAAAUUAUUAAUUCAUUCACAA